GGAACUACGCUGAAGCAAACAAAAAUCUCCUAUUGACAGGAAUUCCAGUUCUCUUUCUUCCUGGGAAUGCUGGCAGUUACAAACAAGUACGUUCUCUUGGCUCCAUUGCACUUAGAAAAGCAGAAGAUGUUGACUUCAAGUAUCAUUUUAAUUUCUUCAGUGUCAACUUUAAUGAGGAGUUGGUUGCAUUGUAUGGUGGUAGUCUGCAACGACAGACCAAGUUUGUGCACGAAUGCAUAAAAGUAAUUCUUAAAUUGUACAGGGAUCGAGAAUUUGCACCGACCAGUGUUGCAAUAGUAGGUCAUUCCAUGGGUGGUCUUGUUGCAAGAGCAUUGCUUACUCUGAAGAACUUUAAGCCUGAACUUAUAAACCUCCUCAUUACGCAAGCCACGCCUCAUGUUGCACCUGUAAUGCCUUUAGACAAAUAUCUUACUGAUUUUUAUACAGCUGUAAACAAUCAUUGGAUCCUAAAGGCCCAAGAUUUAAGAAAUUUAACUACCCUUUCUGUGGCGGGAGGAUUCAGAGAUUACCAAGUUCGUUCAGGACUGGCUUUUCUACCAAGAUUGAGUCAACAUGACAGUGCCUUAUCUGUUGUGAGCUCAGCUGUGCCUAGAGCUUGGGCCUCAACAGAUCAUCUCUCCAUAGUGUGGUGCAAAGAAUUGAUCCUGGCUACCAUUAGAGCUUUUUUUGAUCUCAUAGAUGAAAACACAAGGCAGAUAACUGAGGAUCCAAAGAAGAGAAUGUCUGUACUGAAUCACCACUUCGUGAGACACCCUGCAAAGAUAUUUGAGGAAAAUCCUGAAGCUUUUACAGAACUCACAGGAUCUUUUAUGUGGAUUACAGUCAAAGCCUCAAAAUGGACUUACUCAGUUUACAAUGAUUCUGAUGGAAAAUAUUUCACGUUUCCUCUUGCAAGCCACAGAAAAUCAUACAGUCAUGUUUAUUGUGAAAACAGUAUGUUGGACACAAGUAGCUGGAUUUAUGGCUGUAUGAACAGUAAUUCAUCAGUGUGCCUGGAAGCUACUGAUUUAUCCUGGAGAGCUGAGUUACUUCCAACCACCAAGGUUGUAAUACUGAAACUUCAGGACUAUCCUUCUUUGUCCCACAUUGUCAUUCAGGUACCACCCACAGUCGGCAAUAAGUAUACUUUGGACUGUGAAUUCUUCAAAGAGGAUUCCAGAACAGUACAGCUUCCUGUAACACAUCUUUUUUCAUUUGGGCUUUCUUCAAGCAAAAUUCUAUUAAAUUCAACUGGCUUACUUUACAAUGUACAGCUCCAGCACUUUCACCGAAUCUAUCAAGCUUUCAAAAUUUAUAUAGAGAGCCACUGCCAGUCAGUCAAAGAUAGAAAGCCUAGUGUUUACAGACUUCAUAUACCCUGGUCACAUGAAGACUCGAUAACUGUAGCAAAAGUUCCAUCUUUUACUGAGAUUUCUGCAAAACUGCAUAUUGCUCAGCCUCAGAAUGACAGCAGGGUUCCAGAGUUAAAUAUUUACUCUUCCUCAGACUGUCAGUAUGAAGUAAUUCUGAAGACAUCACUUUUACAAGUUCUUGGGCAAAUAAUAAGGUUCCAUGCUGGUGCUCUUCCUGUCUAUAUUGUUUCUAAUAUUCUUCUUACUUAUGGAGGACAAUUGAGCACAUUGAUAUCAACAGGCCAGUGUUCAGACUUCUCCCUUGAACUAGUUAGGACAGCUAAACCCUACAAAUUAGAACCUCUUAUAAGCAUUGUUGUGUUUCUGCAGGGGUUUAACUGGUUUAGAGAGAUAUGGGAAUCACUGUCACUACCAGAGGUGGAUGCUGCUGUACUGAGUAGUCAGGAUGCAUGGUUCCCCCUUGUGUCCCUGAUUCUAUUUCUUUUUGGGACAGGCAUUGCCUACUGGAGUGGAGUAUUUUUCUCUACAUCUCUGAGAAUCUUCUCUUCAUUAUGGUUAACUCUGAUGAGACCUACUGUACUUCAAAAAGAUAAGUUGAUUACACCCAGAAGACUCUGCAGCAUGUUAUCCCUUGCUUUGGUUAGCUGGACCACUUGUGGUGCUUUUGCUGUAUUCAUUAUUUAUCUUCAAUACUUGUUUAAGGUUGUAAAACUGCAUGUGAAUGUAAGAGCAGAACAAAACAUGCUCAAUGGGGAUUCAGACCACUCAAAAGAAACUUUACAGAACUCAAGUAUAUACACAGUCAAAACCCAGAGUUCGAUGGACAGUAUUUCAGAAGCAACACAAUCUCUUUCCAACAGUACAACAACUGCUGAAGCCGUUAACAGUCUUAAGAUGCAUGUUACAAUUCUCAAUUUAUUCACCUGGAUUGUGCUGCUCAACUUGCCAUCUUUAAUUUAUUGGUUAAAAAAUCUCAGGUACAAUAUUAGACUUGAUCCUGAUCCAUGUAGAUCUACAGCUAUUAUCAUCGUAUGCAUUUUAGAAAUUCUCAUGAAUUCAAGUAUUUCUGAAGUGAAAUCAAGUAAACUCUUGAAGAUCGCAGCCAAAGUUCCACUCCCUUUGUCUGUUGCAAUGUUGGCCUUUGGACGAAUGCAUUUAUACAAAGUACCACACUUUGUAACCUUUUCUCUUCUUCUACAUGUGCUGUGUUGCAUUGUGUAA
Molecule: messenger RNA, 2594 nt
Organism: Gavia stellata (red-throated loon)
Lineage: Eukaryota; Metazoa; Chordata; Aves; Gaviiformes; Gaviidae
Gene: PGAP1
Product: post-GPI attachment to proteins inositol deacylase 1
Exons: 26
Coding region: 309-2594 (761 amino acids)
Biological process (GO): GPI anchor metabolic process; endoplasmic reticulum to Golgi vesicle-mediated transport
Cellular component (GO): endoplasmic reticulum
Molecular function (GO): phosphatidylinositol deacylase activity
Source: RefSeq, a predicted model, not a curated record